This is a messenger RNA of Orcinus orca (killer whale), 7595 nucleotides long. It is a transcript of the gene RGS9BP, whose product is annotated as regulator of G protein signaling 9 binding protein. The transcript has a single exon. Gene Ontology annotation, cellular component: photoreceptor outer segment; neuron projection. The record is from RefSeq and is a predicted model, not a curated record. Bases 840 to 1553 code for a protein of 237 amino acids. NCBI's taxonomy places the organism in Eukaryota, Metazoa, Chordata, Mammalia, Artiodactyla, Delphinidae. Gene Ontology annotation, biological process: detection of light stimulus involved in visual perception; G protein-coupled receptor signaling pathway.
GGGUCCAAGCUCUGUUGCUGGAAAGCGGGCUGGUCUAAGAAGGGGAGAUUUUGGGAGCCGUCCCGCCCCGCAGAUCGCCCUUUACUGCUCGUUUUGGGAGACGGAGGUGCCCAAUCCUACGAGGCAUAACCACUCCCGUCGCUGGCAGGGUCUAAGAGUCAGGGUACCUGGGUUCUAGCCCCUUCACUUGCAUGGACGUGGCGUGAUCCUAGCCCCCCCUUUUUUUAUCGAGCCUCAGUUUCCCCUUCCGUAAAACAGAGGAUUGGAUCUGACGAACGCUAAUAUUCCAGACCGUAAUGGGGUGCGGAGGGGGAGAUGGGGGACCUACACGUGACCUCCCGCGUGGGGCCCCGCCUAUCCCUGGUCCAGGGGAUGAAAGCGCCCAGCGAGGACGGGAGGGGGUGGGCGGAUCCUAAGAAACCCUACCCGGCCGCCCUUGGCAGCAGCUAAGGCUGAGGGCGCGGCUCCGCGGCCGGCUAGCCCUGGCGACUGCACCGGAGGAGGAUGGCGACCGCAACCCGGGCUUCGCGGGUGGCUACCGUGGAGGCGAGGACUGCGCAGAGAUUUGGCGUGUGACUAGGAGCGCACCUGGGGAGGAUGGACGAGGGGACGGGAAACAGCUAACGGCUCUCUCUCCGCGCCGAGUCCGCGGAAGCGCACGUCGUGGAUCCUGAGCGGCUCUGUAGACAGCAGCGGCAGUGGCUAGCUCCUCUCAGGCCAUGAGGAGUGCUCGGGCCGCCUGGCCAGGGGACGCCGUCGGGGCUGGCUGUGUCCUGCUGCGCUGAGGGCGUGAGGCUGAGAGGGGCGCAGGCGGCCGGGCUGCGCCGGAGAGCAGCGCCAUGGCGAAGGAGGAGUGCAAGGCACUACUGGACGCGCUCAAUAAGGCGACUGCAUGCUACCACCACCUGGUACUGACCAUCGGCGGCUCCGCGGACUCGCAGAACCUGCGAGAGGAGCUGCAGAAGACGCGCCAGAAGGCGCAAGAGCUGGCGGUGGCCAUCCGCGGCCGACUGACACCUCCGCUGCGCGACCGGGGCCUGGGCGCUGAGGAACGUGCCGAGUUUGAGCGCCUCUGGGUGGCCUUCUCUGGCUGCCUGGACCUGCUGGAAGCGGACAUGCGGCGUGCGCUGACCUUGGGCACCGAGUUCCCGCUGAAUAAGCCGCUGCGGCCGCUCGUGCGUACCGGGGUGGAAGGCGGCGCAGCGAACGUAGCGGCGCGCGCCCUGAGCGCCCGCAGCCUGCGGCACGAGGCGGAGCGCGGCUUCGACGUGGAAGACCUUCACCAGCUGGAGCGGGAGAUCCUUCAGGUGGGAGAGAUGAUCCACGAUAUGGAGAUGAAGGUCAACGUGCCCCGCUGGACGGUGCAGGCCCGGCAGGCGGCAGGCGCCGAGCUCCUGGCCAGGCCCAGCGCCGGCGUCUCCUCGAUGCGCUGUGUGUCCGUAGAGCAGCGCAUGGGGCCCUGCGACCUGAGCAAGGCCCUGGCCGCCACCAUCUUCAGCGCCGUGCUGCUGGCGGCUGUGGCCUUGGCCGUGUGUGUGGCGAAGCUGAGUUGACCCAUACGCGAACGACCUCCUCGCUACCCGGAGACACCCCUCGGAGAACAUCUGCAACCGCCAGGACUAGGGAUGAGAGUGGGAUCUGGCAUGUUUAAGGGGAGCGGUUCUAAAACCCUGCGUGUGUACGUUUAUGUUUAUACGCGCGUUUCAAGCACACAUCUGCCUGGGCAGAACAUGGCUUCCUCUUGAUGGCCCGGGAGGAGUUAAUUUUGCGCGGGCCACCGGGUCAUUACCGCUAAUGUAUGCAGGAGCUUUAUCCCCUAUUAAUAGUUCGUAGUGAGCGGAGAUUCCUCCGAGUUAAUACCGCCUGUGCUGCCGGGGCGUGUUUACACUGAGUCUGAGCUUGGUGUCCCCACCCCUGCCGGUGAUUCCCAUUCUCCGAGUGGGGCAGUUUGGAAAGAGGGUGAGGUGAAAUGAAGUGUGUUUUGGCCUGUGUGUGUGUGUUGGGUUUGUUUUCUAGACGAGAAAACAAACUGCAAUAAGAGGUAAGCAGUUUUUAUUACCUUAAUCCUUUGGGGCCUAAGCUUAGGAGAGUGUGCAAAUAGAAGUUCAUGCAACGUGCUUUCUUUUAGCACAUGAUUACACACUUCUGCACACCCUUGCCUAUUGAAAAGGGCUCUGCCCAGUCAGUCUGGAAGGGGUGCAAGCUUUGGGAAGGGCCACCGGCUAUCUAAACAGGCACUUUCUCCUUAGCUGGGGCUUAUUUUUGUUCCAGAACUAGACUAGAGUUUUUAUCCUCCUUUGGGGGAGGGCUGGGGAAUCCUCUUUGGAGCCCUUAAUCCUAUCUAUCCCUUGGAAUUUGCUUGCUGGCCAGUAGGAGAGCUGGCUUUGGAGGGAGCUGCACAGCUCCCUGACCUGGACACUGCCCCCUGAGAGGGUCAAGUGGGGCAUCACUGGGCACAGAGGUCUUGAGCCAAUUAGCCCUGAGACUGGGUUAGAACGUAACAGCUUUAACUUCAAAUUUAAGGAGAUUAAAAAAAAAAAUCAUUUGUUAGAAAAAUCCUGUAGCCACAUUGUGUACUGUCAAAGCUGUUAUUUUUUUUAUAAAGGACAUUUGGCCACGAAUUCAUACGGGUACCAAUGAGUCAUACACAGUGUCUUUACUUAUAUACUUAGAUUGCUAAACAUACAUCUCCACCUAUUUUUAAAAUCUAUCUUCUUAAGGCAGGAGAUCAUAGCAUAAACUACUGGAACCACAGAUGUAGAUGACAGAAGUUAGGUGGCCCUAGCCUCUUUGUGGCAGUAAAUAAGGAAAUGUGGUAAACACCUUAGGUCCCAGGCUAGAAUUUGCCUGAGCACUGAGCUCCCACCUGUGGAUCAGAGAGAGCCUUGUUGGGGAAGUAAGGCUGAGAAAACAGAUGCGUUUAACUCUGAAGGUAGUUUGGAAUAAAACCCAGAGAUUGGUUUGGCUGAAAAGUGACACGGAUUUUUUUUUUCUCUCUCUCUUUUUCACCCCAGAAGUGAGAAAGGGGACUAGGAGGAGGGAAUCGGCAAGUUUUCACAAGGGCAGUUUGGAGGGUCAAGGGUCAGAAGCAAAUAGCAGCAGUAGUGCUGUCUGGGCACCCAGUCCGACAGGCCACCCUCUCCCAGCCUUGAUCACCCACUCCCACUCCCACUCCUCCUGAGCACACAGAUUCCAGUACUGUAGAUAGUGAAAGCAGAGGAUCUGUUUGUGUGUUUCUGUGAUAAUGGUUUUAAAAGACCCAGAAGUCUUAAGCCGAUUAAGAGUUCUAUAACAAUAACUAAUAAAAGGAACUCCUUCUGCUUCAUCCGAUCUGGGUGACUGAAUUGGGCCAUGUCAAAUUCUUUUUACACAUGCCUUCCCAGGGUACCUUCAGAAAUGACACAGAAAGUUUCCUAACUCCCCUCUUCCUCAUCCCACAUGCAACACAACACAGAAUCUCUGUCACCUUCCCCAAAGUCUCAUUUCUUUCAGGUAAGGGGAGGCUGGGGGGACUUCCCUGGUGGCUCAGUGGAUAAGAAUCCACCUGCAUUGCAGGGGACACGGGUUUGAUCCCUGGUGCAGGAAGAUCCCAUGUGCUGUGGAGCAACUAAGCCCGUGCGCCAUAACUAGUGAGCCUGUGCUCUAGAGCCUGUGGACCACAACUACUGAGCCCGAGUGCUGCAACUACUGAAGCCCUCGCGCCUAGAGCCUGUGCUCCGCAACAAGAGUAGCCACCACAAUGAGAAGCCCGCGCACCACAACGAAGACCCAAUGCAACCAAAAAUAAAUAAAAUUAAAUCUUUAAAAAAAAAAAAAAAGAGGCUGGGGCAUAUUGUGACCCAGUGUUGGAAAAUAUCCCUAAAUAUAUUCUGUUGUCUCUAAAACUGUGAUUCUUUGUCCUUAUCAACGAGUUUUGGGUCAUGAUUCAUCAGAAUGUAUUAAAGAAACAACCCAUCAGAAGUUGUGUAAUCCAUUGCUUCUCUGCCUUUUGGCUAAGAUCAAGCAUGGAAGUUGUGUAAUCCAUAGAGAUCAAUUGGGACAAGCAAAAUUCUUGUUUUCGCUCUUUCCAGCCACUUGGCACAUCCUUGAGUAUUUACUUAUAUGUGCAAUCAGAUGUGUACCUGAUUCUGAGAAUCCUCUGCUCACUGAACUUAGUGAUAAAGUAUUGCACACACACCAAAAAAGCUGAAUUACAAUAAACAUAUUUAUCCUGUGGACAUGUUAACCUAUACAACUCUUUGAAAAUGUUAAGCAUUUGUAAUAUUUGGCAUUAUUUGGAGUUAUAACAUUGCCUAAUAGGACUUUUGCUAUAUGAUGUAAGCAAAAUCACUUUCUGCUUGAGCAAUAGGCUGCUCAAUAACAGCAAUAUCUCCCUGCUGUCAUUUCUAUGUAUAAUUCAAGAGGUUGCUUUCUGGUAGAAGCCUGAUUCAAUGUAGAUGUUGGAUAUCAAAGUCAUUAAUUUUCUAAAAAUAUUUGUUAUGAUAUUAUACCAUGAUACAAGUGAUUAAAAAAUUACAAAUAUUUAAUAUAGGGUAUAUAUGAUAAUGGUCAGUGUUAGAGUCUACUUUCCUAAAUUAAAGGUACAAGUUAAAGGAUAGAUAUUUACCUCAAAAGUUAAGUGCUAUUUUAAAUCUCUUGUAAAGUUAAUACCUGUAAGAGAAAACAUGCCUGGCUUCUCUUUUAGGAAAAUAGCACAGCUUUAUCUGAUACUGAGAAGACAAGAACUUGGAAUGCCAAGGCACUUAUCACGGGAACUUUCAACUAUUCCUAUUAGAAAAAAACAGAAAACACGAUAAUGUUUGUAGAAGAAAAAUAUGCCUGGCAAAUUCUUUUUUCCUGUUCUCUAAGAAUGUAUGCUUUUAAAUGCCACAAGGGAAAAUAUUUUUGGUAAGUCAAAUUAGAGCAUAAACUUCACAAUUUACCUAAGGUUUACAAUAAGCUACAUAAGAGAUGUGUGCUGUCCAAUGACUAAAAAGCCGUUUGGGUUGAAGAGAGUUCUAGUUUGCAUGAGGACCCUGAUCAUGCUGCAUUUUCCUUUUCAAUGUGCACAUUGAUACAUUUUUAGCUACACAGUUACUUCUCAGAAUGCAGUUCUCUGUUCUGUAAUGAAUGUUUGUGAAGGGUACAAGCCCCAAAGUGUGAUCCUGCAAGGCAGGCUAAGAAACAAAAGUGCUUUAGCAGUGGCCUCUGCUUUCCUUUGGGGAAUGCCUCCUCCUGCAACGUGGGACCAGCUGUGAUGGGCAGGGCUCUGCCUUUCUCUCUGAGUACCCCAGACAAGUCACUGACCUCCCUGUGCCUCACUUCCCUCAUCUUUGAAAUGGGGGGGGGGGCAACUGAUUAACUCAAAGUUCCCUUCCAGGGCUUAAAACAUUUAAUAGAAUGCAGUUAAACGAAAAAGGGUUGUUUUGUUUGGGGGUUUGGUGGGGAGGGGGUUGUCAUUGUUGGUUUUGGUGCGUAUGGAAAUGGAAUCUUAGUUUGUCUAAAAUUAGUCUGUUGGUAAAAUUCCAUAUGAAUUUUAAAAAUCAGAAUGAAGUAAGCUUACUGCGAUUUUAGUCCACAUCAGAAUUAGUGUCUGGACUUAAAAGCAAAUUUGUAUAAAUGCUACUUACUUAUAGUGUUUAAAUUAGAUUAGGAAUUUAAAUUCAGACUCUUAAGUCUGAGUCCAAGAAAGCCUAGUGUUUAUUCAACAGUUUGUUUUACCCAGCAAUCUAAACUGAUUCUGGUAAAUUACAGAUGUGAAAUCCCAUCAUUUGUGAUGGAGUCUAAGAGAAUCCUGUUCUGUAACUGACCUGGUGCCCUCAGAAGUAUAAUUGCAUUGGCUGCCUGAUUUGGGGAAAUGAGCACAGCAUGGGCUGUUUUGUAUAUGGCAACAGAUCCUAGUUGGAAUUAAAUGCUCCGUGUCUACUGUUUGAAUAACUUGUCUAACUAAAUGGCUAUUAAUAAUUAAAAAUUAAAGAUAACGUGCAGCAUUUAUAACUUAGUUGAAAAAGGCACCCUCAAAUGAUUCAGCUAUCAACUCCUUUUUUUUUUUUUUUUUUGGCGGUACGCGGGCCUCUCACUGUUGUGGCCUCUCCCGUUGCGGAGCACAGGCUACAGACGUGCAGGCUCAGCGGCCGUGGCUCACGGUCCCAGCCGCUCGGAGGCAUGUGGGAUUUUCCCAGACCGGGGCACGAACCCGCGUCCCCUGCAUUGGCAGGCGGACGCUCAACCACGGCGCCACCAGGGAAGCACAACUCUUAUGAGUUUUUAAGAUAUUCUUAAUCUUCUUCAUGCACAUUUAAAUUGAAGUGAAUAUCCUGAUCAACAUAUUUACCCUUCACAGAUUUCAUUACAUAAAGAGAUGUUCAGAAAGACUCCAGGAUUAUAUAUCUCCAGGUGCUUUUCUACAAUACAAUUAUACUCAUCUUUUAAUGCAGGAUGGAAUCCAGGAAGAAUAGUAGGUCUCCACAUAAACAAUCUUUGGCUGUGGUCACUGUAGAUCAAAGUCAUGUUCAAAUACUGUUUCUUUGGCUCUUAGGAACUGACCGAAGGUGCAGGAACUGACCACAUGCUGCAGCUCUCUGUCCAUGAGCACAAGAUGGAUUUCUGGAAAAGCAUUCCUCUCUUUCAUUUACUUAUUUUCAUCUCAUUACACAGAGGAUUGUGGGUGUUUUCAUUGCAGUACUGUGAGAUCUUGGGCAUCCUGCUUCUUUGGUGUUUCAGUUUAGAAUGUUAUAACCUUAAGGCUUAUAUGACAAACGUAAACAAGCCAAAUGAGAACUCCUGUUGGCAAAAUGAUUUUCAAGAGUCCUUCUAACAUGCUGUUGUCAGAAAGCAAAUUGGAAUGUCCUUUGUCUGUAGGUAUGUGUUAGGCACAUAGAGAAGAUCUAAGAGGAAAUAUACAGAAAUGAAAAUGUAAAGGUGGUGGAAUUAUGAAUGGUAUUUUUUCAAUAUAUUUUUAUUUAAUAUUCUUAUAUUGUUUUUACAAUAAAAGUUUGAAUGCUCUUAUCAUCUAGAAAUUAUUAGUUAUUAAAAUAUAAAUUUUAACAGGGUCUCAUUUAUAAUGAGAAACAAUUUCAGAACACACAUCCCCUCCCCCACCCCGCCAGGCGCCACAAACAGGCAAAGCAAAACUUUUGGCAUCUUACCUGCAGGGAAUCAGAAGCACGUUUUGAAAUGCAGCAUCAAGACAGAAUAGCAUCGAGGUUAGGAGCACUGACUAUGGAAUAGGGUACCCCUGAGUUCAGAUCCAUUCUUUUUUUUUUUUUUUUUUUUUUGUGUUACGCGGGCCUCUCACUGUUGUGGCCUCUCCCGUUGCGGAGCACAGGCUCCGGACGCGCAGGCUCAGCGGCCAUGGCUCAUGGGCCCAGCCGCUCCGCGGCAUACGGGAUCUUCCCGGACCGGGGCACGAACCCGUGUCCCCUGCAUCGGCAGGCAGACUCUCAACCACUGCGCCACCAGGGAAGCCCCGGAUCCAUUCUUAUUGAAGAUUUUCAUUAAUCUCCCUGACCUCAAUUUCCUCAUCCUUACAAUGGGAGUAAUAAUAGGAUAUACUUCAUAGGGAUAUUGAGAUAAGACUUUUUGCAGGCACAGGGCUCAAUAAAUGUUGGCUGCCU